AUGCAGAACACCCGGUUUGCCAAGGCUGUCCAGGUCAAUAUUGUCACUGGGUCUCGGAACAAAGGUUCACAGACAACCUCCUGCACCGGGGAUAUUGGCUGUCAGGCAGAACCAGAAGUCCGAGAAAUUGCCAUUCAGACAGAUCUGUUUGACAUUGAUGUGCCAGUUUUCCAAGGCUUGAAACCAAGUGAUGAAGACAUGGAGGAUGAAGAGGUGCACUUUCCAAGUCAGGAAACGAUGAAGACUGAUGACAGUGACGAUGAAGACUGGGAGCCAUGUGAAGAUGAUUAUUGUCAAGAAUUUGAUGACUCGCUCCUUGAUGAUGAAAAUGUAUCCGGCAAACAUUAUGAUUUCGACAAUGAGUAUGAACCGGCCUCCCCUCAAUAUGAGAGAAAAUUCAUUGACUUUGAAUCAAGCUUGAGGCUUCUGUUCAUGUUUUGUCAAUCAAAUGAAGUGAAAAAUUCUUACUGA
This is a messenger RNA of Lineus longissimus, 471 nucleotides long. RefSeq lists its product as uncharacterized. Bases 1 to 471 code for a protein of 156 amino acids. The record is from RefSeq and is a predicted model, not a curated record. NCBI's taxonomy places the organism in Eukaryota, Metazoa, Nemertea, Pilidiophora, Heteronemertea, Lineidae. The transcript has 5 exons.